AUGAAUCAAAAAUUUAUUUUCAUAUUUACUUUAUUGGCUGCACUUCUCACCGUCAAUGCUAUUCCAUUCCAAAAAAGAAAGACUGAAUUUAUUGUCUGUCCUGGUAGCCCUGAUGGAGUUUUCAACGUUAAAAUGAAUCCAGACCCUGUCAUUCUUGGACAAAACGUAACUUUUGAUAUUUUUGCAACUGUAACUGAUGAUGUUGGGGAUAAUGGAUCCGUUGUGGUGGAUUUUAAUGACGCAAAUGAUGAUUCUUUGCUAAGUCAAUCAUUUGAUCUUCCUUCGGUCAUUAAAGCUCACAGCGCAAUUAAUGAUUCAUUUUCAAUGCCAGUGAAACUUUCAAGUUUACCAGAAGGAUACUAUAUACAAAUUAGUGUUAUUUCGCAUACAAAUGGUGGUCCAUUUAAAGAAGUUGCCUGUGCAAUAACCUCUUAA
Messenger RNA from Racocetra persica, 435 nucleotides. NCBI's taxonomy places the organism in Eukaryota, Fungi, Glomeromycota, Glomeromycetes, Diversisporales, Gigasporaceae. The record is from the annotation of a GenBank genome assembly.